Endocarpon pusillum Z07020 is the source of this 324-nucleotide messenger RNA. RefSeq lists its product as uncharacterized. The transcript is spliced from 2 exons. Lineage: Eukaryota; Fungi; Ascomycota; Eurotiomycetes; Verrucariales; Verrucariaceae. Bases 1 to 324 code for a protein of 107 amino acids. The record is from RefSeq and is a predicted model, not a curated record.
AUGAAAUUCUUUCUCGCUCUCACCUCCGCCAUCCUGGGCGCUGCUCUCGCCGCCCCAGGACAAGAGAUGCAAAAACGCCAGAUCACCGAGGUGACCCUGUUUCUCUACGGAGCAGGAGACGCCGGAUACAGCAUCACUGUUCCCACUAAUGGAGCUUCAAUCCCAAUCGACAACCCGCUCUCCGUCAGCCGUGUCAGCACUGUCUGCGGCGCAACAUGCUUUCUCACUGGUGCUCAAGGGUCGAGUGUUAUGGUUCGAUGCAACCAAGGGGCGGACAUAGGGCCCCCACAGCCGCAGGUUAGUGCAAUUUGCUUCCGCAAUUAG